AAAUCCCAUAGGAGUCUACCUAGUUCACAGUUAGCGCUGACGCGAGCUGGCCGACCGCCCACCUCGAGAUCCCCGAUCCCAGCUCCGCCGCGACGGAGAUGGCCGCCGCAGCCGCCGUCGAUGCGCUCGCCUUGCUGGUGCCCUCCUGGAGCGCGGCGGUGGUGCUGCUCUCCUACCUCGGGUACCUAGCCGCCGCGGGCGCCCUUCUCCCCGGCAAGCUCGUCGCCGGCGCCAUCCUCCCCGACUCCUCCCGCCUGCACUACCGCUGCAACGGCCUUCUCUCGCUCCUGCUGCUCCUCGGUUUCUCCGCGCUCGGUAUCUACAUGGGAUGGAUGACGCCUACGGUUGUGGCUGACCAUGGAAUCGAGCUGCUGUCGGCGACCUUCAUUUUCAGUGUCAUUGUCUCUAUAAUGCUCUAUUGUGUUGGGUUAAGGUCUCGCCAUCAAAGUUCUUCUUUGAAACCACAUGCUAAUGGGAACUUCAUACAAGAUUGGUGGUUUGGAGUACAGCUUAAUCCUCAUUUUAUGGGAGUUGACCUCAAGUUCUUUUUUGUGAGGGCUGGAAUGAUGGCAUGGUUAUUUAUCAACCUCUCUUUGUUCGCAAAGAGCUACCUAGCUGGUUUGGCUAACAUGUCAAUGUUUCUCUACCAGUUCUUUUGUGCGUGGUAUAUUAUAGAUUACUUCGUUCACGAAGAGUUCAUGACCUCCACAUGGGACAUUAUUGCAGAAAGGCUUGGUUUCAUGCUGGUGUUUGGUGAUCUGGUUUUCAUUCCUUUUACCUUCACUAUUCAGGGUUGGUGGCUUUUGAGAAAUAACGUGGAGCUACCCCUUUUGGCUGCUGUUGCUAACUGCUUCAUUUUCCUUAUAGGAUAUCUAGUGUUCAGAGGAGCCAACAAACAAAAACAUGUAUUCAAGAAGAACCCCAAAGCUCUUAUAUGGGGUAAACCUCCCAAAGCUGUUGCAGGAAAGCUACUUGUAUCUGGCUACUGGGGCAUUGCGAGGCACUGCAAUUACCUAGGAGAUCUACUUCUGGCGCUGUCGUUCAGCUUGCCUUGCGGAGCCAGUUCUGUGGUCCCGUACUUCUACCCCACCUACCUUCUCAUCCUGCUGAUAUGGAGGGAAAGAAGAGAUGAAGCAAGGUGCUCACAGAAGUACAAGGAAAUCUGGGCAGAGUACUGCAAUCUUGUGCCUUGGAGGAUCCUGCCUUACGUGUACUAAAAUUGAAGGGUUGUUGUAUUUGUUGUAGACUAUGCUCAUGUAAAAUUCAAGUUUCUGUUGUUGGAUAUUCAGUUUCGAAUUGAAGUAACAUCUUAAGUUAGUGGUCAUAGUUCUCACCUAGUGCCUGCCUCUUUGGAAGAGUGUUUUCUGGUAGAGCUUCGGUAUUUGCCAUUCUUUACCCAGAAAUACCAUUCUUCUGAACAGUCCGUUGAUCUUUUAUUUGCUCUCCGUUUU
Molecule: messenger RNA, 1451 nt
Organism: Brachypodium distachyon (stiff brome)
Lineage: Eukaryota; Viridiplantae; Streptophyta; Magnoliopsida; Poales; Poaceae
Product: delta(14)-sterol reductase
Exons: 11
Coding region: 99-1217 (372 amino acids)
Biological process (GO): sterol biosynthetic process
Cellular component (GO): endoplasmic reticulum membrane
Molecular function (GO): Delta14-sterol reductase activity
Source: RefSeq, a predicted model, not a curated record